Stegastes partitus (bicolor damselfish) is the source of this 2289-nucleotide messenger RNA. It is a transcript of the gene scn3b, whose product is annotated as sodium channel, voltage-gated, type III, beta. Gene Ontology annotation, molecular function: sodium channel inhibitor activity; transmembrane transporter binding. The coding region runs from base 650 to 1258 and encodes 202 amino acids. Gene Ontology annotation, cellular component: voltage-gated sodium channel complex. The record is from RefSeq and is a predicted model, not a curated record. The transcript is spliced from 5 exons. Gene Ontology annotation, biological process: ventricular cardiac muscle cell action potential; regulation of heart rate by cardiac conduction; regulation of sodium ion transmembrane transporter activity. Lineage: Eukaryota; Metazoa; Chordata; Actinopteri; Pomacentridae.
CCUUAAUGGAGGAAAACAGACUUCAAACAAUCAAUAGUGUGAUUCUUUGAGGGGUGAAAUAGAAGAAGGGGUUGUUGUUGUUUUUUGUUCUUUCUUUCUUUUUUGCUGGUUAGUGUGUGAACAGGACUCCGGAUCUCGCAAUAGUAAGUGACUGAAUCGGCUUUUGAGAAUCCACAGGUUCCCUUCUUGACGCUUUAAAAAAAAGAUUUUCUGGAUGGAUUCGGAGUGAAGAACAGCGGUUGUGAUAGUGGAAACUGUCACUCUUGUAGCUUUGUCGCAUCUUGGACUUGUUUUUGUUCUCCGAGUGGAGGGAAGUUAGUUCUUUGCGUGUAGAUGGAGGCUUGUUGGAAGAUUUAGAUUUAUAGCUGAGAGCGCAACAAUAGAAAACUCAAUCCAGCAACUCCUGCUUUUUUUUUUUUUUAGGGAUUUUUUUUUUUUUUAAGCUUGAAAUCUUCUGGCAGACAUUGUGGUUUGGAUUUCCAGUCGUGAAGAGGUGAAGUUACCUGACCUCGUCUGCCGAGGAGCGGCGCUGUCCGUGGUCCUGAAGUCCUCUCAGCAACUCCGUUUUAUUCCCCCAGACCUGGUGUGAAGACAACUUGAGACAAAAGUUAAAGAGACACUCCACCUGCGGCUCCACAAAGAGCUGAAUAUGGUAACUCAGUACAGAGUUCAUCUGCAAACUUUGGUACUUGUGAUUUUUGUCGUCCACUCAAGCAGGCCAGUAUGUGUCGAUGUCCCGUCGGACACAGAAGCAGUCCUGGGGAAAGCCAUGAAGUUAACCUGCAUCUCCUGUAUGAAGAGGGAAGAGAUCAAACCAAAGACACGUGUGGAUUGGUACUACAGACCCACAACAGGAGAAAACAUCAUAUCUGGAAGAACACAUAUAUACAGAUAUGAGAAUUCAGCUGUAGUAGAUGUGGAAGGACCGUUUAAGGGCCGUCUGGCCUGGAAUGGGAGCCAAGACUUGCAAGAUGUCUCCAUCGUGAUCCUAAACGUCAACUAUAGUGACAGCGGUGUCUAUGAGUGCGAAGUCCUUCGUGAGUUUGAGUUUGGCUUCUUCACUCCCUCCUUCUCCAACAUCAAGAACAUCACGCUGAAUGUGAAAGAGAAAGCCACUGACGACGCCACAGCAAUCUACUCUGAGAUCAUGAUGUAUGUGUUGCUGGUGUUCUUGACCUUCUGGCUGCUGGUAGAAAUGGUCUACUGCUACAGGAAGAUCUCCAAGUCUGAUGAGCAGACGCAGGACACCGCGUAUUGACCUAUCAUGAAGAGAUGUCAGUGUCAUGGGUCGGAGACGGGCAUAGAUUCCACAACCUCAUCUGUGCCACUGUGGUGUCAUUACUCCCAGACAGCCGUGGGAAUCCUGCCAACUGACCUCCCCUGUGUAUCGACUGUGUCUUGUGAAGAGCCAGUCAAAAAUGUCCAAGUGCUCAAUUUUUAUCCUUGUUUUCCUUUCAUUCUUUUUUUUUUCUUUUUUCUUUUUUUAUUUAACCUUCGUGCCAGGCAUCUGAAAUCAAGUGCUUUCACAAAUACAGCAGGUUGAAGGACAAAAAUGUUAGUGUUGUGCACUUAUCAUCAGAUAAAUACAGCCACGCUUCAUUUGGACCUGCCUGUGUGUGGACUUACUAAACAUUUUCCUAGUAGUUAGUAGUGCCUCUGUGAUUUAUAUAACCUAUAUAAACAGAUAUGACCCAAACUGUCCUACUGUUGUCAAGGCUGUUAGGUACAACUUCUGUGUUGACUCUGUAGUAUUUGUUUAGUUUGUUUUGUUUUCUUACAAUUUUAUAGACCGUGCUGAGAUUUUAGAUUAUUUGUAAUAGGCAAAAGUCUUUUUAAGGAAAUUGGAUUGCACCGCUUUUAUACUGUAUGGAUGUGCAUUUAUCCCUGUUUUGCUGUAUCCAUCGAUGAAACCACAAUGUAAUGCGAUUACUGCCAACGCUGUACAAAUAUACAGAUGACACUGUAUCAAGUCACACUGUUUGAGUUGAUCUGUAUUAGGUCUUUCCUAUACUUUCCUCGGUAUAAAUCUUUAAUCCGUGUUCAGCACUGAUGUCAAAGUGCAUUCAGUAGGUUGAGUCUUACUGCAUACAGUUACUCUAAUUUAUUCUUGAAGCUUUGACUGUUGCUGAUGUUCUACAGUAGCAUUGCUAUUGAGACUAAAUGUGUGCCUCUUUCUAUAGUACAAGACUGUAGAAGUUAAUAUAUCGUGAUUCAGUCAUACCAUGCUGUCUAUUAACAGAUAUGUGUGAGUGAGCUGCUUUUGAACUAUUAAAUGCAAUGCAUUCCACA